CCUGACGUCACUCCUCGGCUGGGUGUUGUGUUGUGUGGUGUUGUGUGGUGUGUUGUGUGCUCACGGAGAAGCCCGGCCCGCGUUUGUCCGCUUGGCUGGAGAGUCCGGAGAGGGUCCGAGAAGGAAGGAAGGAAGGAAGAACUUUCUUGGCGCUGAAGGGUGGGCUCGGCAUGCCAAGCCAGACCCCCGCCCGCGCCCUGCUCCUGGUGGUCGCCUUCCUCCAGGUCUGCUCCUUGGAGACCGAGGCUCCUGCGGGAGUUGGCUGUACGUUUGAGGAAGACGAGGAUUUGAAUCGCUGCGAAUACACCCAAAGCGUGGACGAUGAGUUUGAAUGGGAGCUGGUCCAGAGUCACCUUGUGCCGCACCUGACCCCUGAUCUUCCUCAUGGCUCCUACCUGAUGGUCAACUCUUCCCAGCAUGCCGAAGGGCAAAGAGCGCAUCUGCUCUUCCAGGCGCUGAGCGAGAACGACACCCACUGCCUCCAGUUCAGCUUCUUCAUGUUCAGCCGCGACGGCCACAGCCCCGGGACGCUGAACGCCUACGUGAAGGUGAACGGGGGCCCGCUGGGCAGCGUGGUCUGGAGCGCCUCCGGAUCCCACGGGCGCCAGUGGCACCAAGUGGAGCUGGCCGUGAGCAUGUUCUGGCCCAACGAGUAUCAGGUGCUGUUUGAGGCUGUGGUUUCCAGCGAACGCCGAGGAUACCUAGGAAUGGAUGACAUUCUGCUCUUGAAUUACCCCUGCUCCAAAGCUCCUCAUUUUUCCCGCCUGGGCGACGUGGAGGUGAAUGCCGGGCAGAAUGCCUCCUUCCUCUGCGUUGCUGCCGGAAAAGCUUCCGAAGCAGAGAAGUUCCUCAUGCAGAGGCAGAAUGGAGAGCUGAUCCUUGCUGCUUCCGUGAAGCCCAUCAGCCACCGGAGAUUCCUGGCGGCCUUCCAGCUGGAGGAGGUUUCCAAGGGAGAGCAGGGCUUCUACCGCUGCGUCACCCAGUCCGGCAAGGGAUCCGGCGUCUCCAACUUUGCGGAACUGAUCGUGAAAGAGCCCCCCACGCCCAUUGCCCCGCCGCAGCUCCUGAGAGCCGGCUCGACCUACCUGAUCGUCCAGCUCAACACCAACUCCAUCACGGGGGACGGGCCCAUCGUAAGGAAGGAAAUCGAGUACCGCAUCACCUCCGGACCGUGGUCAGAAGUCCACGCGGUCAAUAUGCAGACCUACAAGUUGUGGCACCUGGAUCCCGACACGGAAUACGAAGUCAGCGUCCUGCUCACUCGUCCCGGGGAAGGCGGCACGGGCAAAGCGGGGCCGGCCCUCGUCAGCAGGACAAAGUGCGCAGAGCCCGUGAGGGCCCCGCAAGGGCUGGCCUUUGCCGAGAUCCAGUCCCGGCAGCUGACGCUCCAGUGGGAGCCCCUGGGCUACAACGUGACUCGCUGCCACACGUUCACCGUCACCCUCUGCUACCGCUGUGCGGCCAGGGCCGGCCUCAACCAGACGCGGCGGGAGUGCGCGGAGGUGGCGCGCGGGGCCCACCGGCACACCAUCGAGGGGCUCCAGCCGUACGGGAAGGUCCACGUCAAGCUCAUCCUCGGGAACCCCGAGGGCCGGAAGGAGGGCAAAGAGGUGACCUUCCAGACCAGCGAGGAGAUCCCUGGAGGCAUUGCUACGGAGUCGCUCAUAUUCACGCUGCUGGAAGACGUGGUUUUCCUGAAAUGGGAGGAACCAGCGGAGCCCAACGGGAUCAUCACUCAGUACGAGAUCAGCUACCAGAGCAUUGAAUCUUCCGACCCUGCCGUCAACGUGCCGGGCCCUCGGCGCACCGUCUCCAAGCUCCGGAACGAGACCUACCACGUCUUCUCCAACCUGCAUCCGGGCACAACGUACCUCUUCUCGGUCCGGGCACGCAACGGCAAGGGCUUCGGCCAGACGGCCAUGACCGAGAUCACCACCAACAUCUCAGCUCCCAGUUUCCAUUACGGAGACCUGCCGUCCCCUCUUGAAGAGUCCGAGACCACCAUCACCGUCCUGCUGAAGCCGGCACAAGGCAGAGGAGCCCCAAUCAGCGCGUACCAAGUGAUCGUGGAGGAAGACCGACCCAAGAAGCUCAAGCGGGACGCGGGGGUCCCUGAGUGCUUCCCGGUGCCGCUCACCUUCUCCGAGGCCUCGUCUCGCGGCUCCGUCCACUACUUCGGGGCUGAGCUCCUGCCCGGCAGCCUCCCGGAUGCCAAACCCUUCACGGUCGGCGACAACCAAACCUACGGUGGUUACUGGAACCCCCCUCUGGACCCCAAGAAGGCCUUUCUCAUCCACCUCCAGGCCGUGAGCAGGCUCCAGGGAGAAACAAGGCUGAAUUGUAUCCGGAUAGCCCGGAAAGCCGCCUGCAAAGAGAGCAAGCGUCCUGCGCUGGAGGUGUCCCAGCCGUCGGAGGAGAUGGGCCUCAUCCUGGGCGUCUGCGCCGGAGGCCUCCUGGCCCUGAUCCUCCUCCUGGGCGCCGUCAUUGUCGUCCUUCAGAAGGGGAAACCGGUCAACAUGGCCAAAGCUACAAUCAACUACCACAAUGAGAAGACGCACAUGAUGAGUGCGAACGAGAGGAGCUUCACCGAUCAGAGCACGCUGCAGGAAGACGAACGGCUGGGCUUGUCCUUCAUGGAUGCACACAAGUACGGCCACAGAGGUGAGCAGCAUAACAGUGUCGUCAGUGAGUCAAGCAGCUUGUUAGGAGGUUCUCCUCGGAGGCGCAAAGGCUCUCCCUACCACACCGGGCAGCUCCACCCGGCCGUCCGAGUGGCCGACCUCCUCCAGCACAUCAACCAGAUGAAGACCGCGGAAGGCUAUGGUUUCAAGCAGGAAUAUGAGAGUUUCUUUGACUGUUGGGAUGCUUCAAAGAAGAAAGACAAGGCCAAGGGGAGACAGGAUCACGUUCCAACCUACGACCGGCACCGAGUGAAGUUGCAUCCGCUUCUUGGCGACCCUAACUCGGACUAUAUCAAUGCCAACUACAUCGACAUUCGGAUAAACCGAGAAGGUUAUCACCGAUCUAACCACUUCAUCGCAACACAAGGCCCCAAACAGGAGAUGGUUUACGAUUUUUGGAGGAUGGUAUGGCAAGAGCACUGUUGUAGCAUCGUAAUGAUAACAAAGCUGGUGGAAGUGGGAAGGGUAAAGUGCUCCAAAUACUGGCCGGAUGACUCAGAGAUGUACGGAGACAUUAAAAUUGUCCAGGUGAAGUCAGAAACACUGGCGGAAUAUGUGGUGAGGACGUUCACUCUGGAGCGGAGGGGCUACUCGGCAAGGCACGAGGUCCAGCAGUUCCACUUCACGUCCUGGCCUGAACACGGGGUGCCUCACCAUGCGACGGGGCUCCUGGCAUUCAUUCGCAGGGUGAAGGCUUCUACACCUCCGGAUGCAGGACCCAUUGUUAUUCACUGCAGUGCCGGGACCGGGAGGACAGGCUGCUAUAUUGUUCUGGAUGUGAUGCUGGACAUGGCCGAGUGUGAGGGCGUUGUGGACAUUUACAAUUGUGUGAAGACGCUGUGCUCAAGGAGAAUCAACAUGAUUCAGACUGAGGAGCAAUAUGUCUUCAUCCAUGACGCCAUCUUGGAGGCUUGCCUGUGUGGAGAAACCAGCAUCCCAAUUGGUGAAUUCAGAUCCACAUUCAAAGAAAUGGUGAGGAUCGAUCCACAGAGCAACUCGUCACAGCUGCGGGAAGAGUUCCAGCAGACUCUGAAUUCUGUGACACCCCACCUGGAUUUGGAGGAGUACAGCAUCGCCCUUUUGCCACGCAACCGGGAAAAGAAUCGCAGCAUGGAUGUGUUGCCUCCCGACCGGUGCCUCCCCUUCUUGAUCUCUAUGGACGGGGAGAGCAACAAUUACAUCAAUGCAGCCUUAAUUGAUAGCUACACAAAGAGUGCUGCCUUCAUCGUGACCUUGCACCCACUUCAGAGCACAACCACAGACUUCUGGAGGCUGGUGUACGACUAUGGCUGCACCUCCAUCGUGAUGCUCAACCAGCUCAACCAGUCCAAUUCUGCCUGGCCUUGUGUGCAGUAUUGGCCCGAGUCAGGGCUGGAACAGUACGGACCAAUGGAAGUGGAGUACGUUUCUAGAGCAGUUGAUGAAGAUGUUAUAACUCGUCUUUUCCGAGUACAAAACGUAACACGGUUACAGGAAGGCCAUCUGAUGAUCCGACACUUUCAGUACCUGCGGUGGUCUGCCUACCGAGACACUCCUGACUCCAAGGAAUCCUUCCUGCAUUUAUUGGCCCAAGUGGAGAAAUGGCAGGAGAAGAGUGCCGGCGGCGGAAGGACAAUCGUGCAUUGCUUAAACGGGGGCGGCCGGAGCGGCACUUUCUGCGCCUGCACCAUGAUCCUCGAAAUGAUCAAGUGCCACAAACUGGUGGACGUUUUCUUUUCUGCAAAGAUCCUGAGAAACUACAAGCCAAACAUGGUGGAGACUUUUGAACAGUACCACUUCUGCUAUGAGAUCGCCUUGGAAUAUCUGGACUCCUUGGAGACAAGAUAGCAAUUCACCGAGAACACGGAAGAAGGCCGUGCAUUUGUUGCAGAGUUUGGGGUCAAUAUGCUGUAACCCCCCCCCCCCCCCAGAUGUUCUCAUAUGAGCAAGAGAAAGGGGGGAAACAAAAGAAAGAAGAAAAGGGAAAGAACGAGAAAUCCAUAAGCAAGGCAUUGGGCGUGUCAACCAUCUCUUCCCUUCGUUUUUUCCUUGGCUUCCUUUGCUCUCCAGAACCUACACAAGCUCAUCCCAAAUGUAUCUUGGUGUGUAUCUCCUGGCCAGGAGUUUGGCCAACUCUACGAUUCUAUGAUUCUAUGAUUUGUAUGUUAUUGUAUGGGUGCCGGUGUGCGGGAAGAGCGCCAAGCUCCUUGUGAGAUACCACAACCUGAAAUGGCACAGUCCAUGGACCAAAGAACAUGAGCAGAAAGACCACGAUCUUUUCAAGUGACUGACGGGGUCUUUCGGUGUUCGAAAAGUGAAGCUUUAUGAAGAGAGAGAGAGAGACUCUACGAACUUCAUAGUCAUCUUCAUUUGGGAAAUUAUACGCACUUAGAAGCACAGAAUGGGUCUUGUACAUUUCUCUCUCUCUAUAUAUAUAUAUCCAUAUGUUUCCUGUUUCUAGACUUCUUGUCUACCUCUCAAGAGAGUUUUUGAUUUUUUUACUUGCACCAAUUGCUGUCACCAACAUUGAUGCAAUCCUGGUGGUCUCCUAAUAGGUAGGAACUAAAGCAUGCUUGCUGGAAGGGUGUAUUUACAGAUUGGAUUUUCCUAGAAACCAUUAUAUUUUUCUAUAUGUAUUUUCCACUCUAAACUUCCGUUGUUUAGAUAGCGGCUGCUUUUUCAUAGUGCGGGCUGAAGCCUUCCAUCUUUUCCAGCCACUUUCUAAUGGACUUCCCAAACAGUAAAGCAUCCUGAGUGUCAUACUUCUCUUCGAAAUUUUAGCUGCUAAAGCAGGCAUGGGCAAACUUAGGCCCUCAAGGUGUUUUGGACUCCCACUAUUCCUAACAGCCUCAGGCCCCUUCCUUUUACCCUUCUCAGCCGCUUAAGGACCAUCGUCGGGCUUUGCUUUUUUGUACUUUUAAUUUUCUCAUCUGCAUUUUUUCUCUUUUUUCUGUAUUUUUGAAUACAAACUAUUUCCAAAAAAAAGGGAAGAGAGAGACCACGAGGACUAUCCAGUCCAGUCCCCCGCAAAGCAGGAAUACACAAUCAAAGCACUCCUGACUGAUGGCCACCCAACUUCCCCAAAGAAGAAGACUCCGCCUCACUUCUGAGGCAUCGUAUUGCACUGCCUAAACAACUCUCAAUGCCAGAAAGUUCUUCCUGGUGUUUAACUGGAAUCCCCUUUCCUGUCAUUUGCCUUGAAUUACUCAAAGAGGUAAUGUUUGUUACAAAAACAAUGGCUGCCCAUAAGAUAUUGUGUCUGAUCGAGGGUAUGUGUUUGCGACUAAAUUUUGGGAAACCUUUAACCGAUUGUUGGGAGGAAAACAAGCCCUCAGUUACAGCCCAACAUCCUCAGGCUGACGGGAAGUUGGAAUCCAGUUAAUUAGGGUUUGGAGCAAUAUUUGUGGUGCUAUGUUAAUUUUCAGCAGGAUGACUGGUUAGAGUUGUUACCAUUUGCAGAAAUGGCCUACAAGAACUCUGUACGCACAAGCACCGGUCACUUGCCUUUUGAGAUUGUAUAUGGACAGAAUAUCCAUUCCUUGCAGACUUCUAAGAUCAUCAGCCUCAUGCCUUUGAUAGAAUGGAUGGCUUGGAUCAAAGAUGUUUGGCUGGUGAUUUACCAGGGAAUUAAAGACGCCAAAGCCUCUUAUUUUAAAAAAAUAGGCAAAAAACAGGGCUACUGGUUGGGAUAUUAAACCCAGGAGAAAGAUUGUAUCCAGCCACAAAAUAUAUUAAAAGUAGAUAGCCUGCUCAAAAAAUUAGCACCAACAUAUAUUGUCCCCAAAGACUGAUACAUGAAGUAAUGGCUGGACUGGACUUACCUAAGACUUAGAAGAAGUUGCACCUAACUUUCCAUUUCAGUUUACUAAUGCUAGCACCCGAGGAUAAUCUGUGGCAGUCCCACCAAACCGACACUGACAAUAGAUGGACGCCAGCAUUUUGUGGCGCAUGAUAUUUUGGACUUAAGAAUUCAUCAAAAGUCUUGUAAAAUGGAAACAUUUUUCCUUUCAGUGUCAAUGGGUCAAUACCAAUGAUAUUAAGGUGCCUAUGUUAAUUGGGGCUUUUCAUGCCAAAUACCCAGAUAAGCCCAAACUAUAACAAGUAUUGAUAACUGGGUUUUUUUUAGGGGGGGGGGAUGUUCUGAUUAUGUGGGAAUGUAAUGCCAUGACUCCUUAGAACAGUGGUUCCCAAUCUGUGGUCCGUGGAGCAUCAGUGGUCCGCAAUAACAAAAACAUGGUCCAUGGCAUCACCAUUACUACACUGUUGCCUCGAAACCACGUGGCAACGAGAGUGACUGGUCUUGUGAAACCCUCUUAUAGUGCCGGGGAUGUCGGGAGCCUGGCUACCCGCAAAAGAUUACAAAUACCACAUCAACUCUAGAUGAUUAAAUACGGUUUUUUGUGGGCGAGCAGAUGGCAACUACUGGAUGGCAUAUGUUCUGUAUCAGAAACUGGAGCUGAUGUGACCAAAAACUGAUUCGUAACCCUUUGGGUACUUAAGUUGGAGAGUGGUCCCUGAUCAAAAAAAGGUUGGGAACCACUGCCUUAGAAGUUAUGUCAUCAACAUGGACAUACAACCAUUGUGUAUAAAGUAUAUAGAAACGUAGAGGAGAUCAUUUGACCAAAACAUGUUGGCUGGAACUAUCAAAGAAUGAGGGUAGCAAUAAAAGACUGUUUAUAUUUAGGGCGGAUGAGCUCAAGGAGGUGGAAUAUUUUAUUAUAGAUAGGCAUUAGAAUAAAGGACAGAGAUCUAUGAGUGAUGAAACAACAAACAGGUUGUGUUUCUUUUUCUUUUUUACCUGAACGGGAAUUUUGCAUGCGGGACUUUUAUAAAACUAGUACUGUCUACAUUGCUCGGUUCUCACAACGAAUGUCAUAUGUAGGUUGUUUUUAGUGUCUGUUGACAAAUAAAGUGCUAUCUGCAAGAUA
Anolis carolinensis (green anole) is the source of this 7588-nucleotide messenger RNA. It is a transcript of the gene ptpru, whose product is annotated as protein tyrosine phosphatase receptor type U. The transcript has 31 exons. Gene Ontology annotation, biological process: protein dephosphorylation. The coding region runs from base 171 to 4508 and encodes 1445 amino acids. The record is from RefSeq and is a predicted model, not a curated record. Gene Ontology annotation, molecular function: protein binding; protein tyrosine phosphatase activity. Gene Ontology annotation, cellular component: membrane. NCBI's taxonomy places the organism in Eukaryota, Metazoa, Chordata, Lepidosauria, Squamata, Anolidae.